This is a messenger RNA of Populus euphratica (Euphrates poplar), 3710 nucleotides long. RefSeq names its product pentatricopeptide repeat-containing protein At3g24000, mitochondrial-like. Gene Ontology annotation, molecular function: protein binding; RNA binding; zinc ion binding. Gene Ontology annotation, biological process: RNA modification. Gene Ontology annotation, cellular component: intracellular membrane-bounded organelle. The transcript has 2 exons. Lineage: Eukaryota; Viridiplantae; Streptophyta; Magnoliopsida; Malpighiales; Salicaceae. The record is from RefSeq and is a predicted model, not a curated record. The coding region runs from base 594 to 2366 and encodes 590 amino acids.
UAAUUUUGGUGAGAGUUCUUUUACAGGUCAGGGAGUGUUGUCUGUUGGGUAAAGUGUCCAUGAGGCCGUAAGAAAGAAAACCUACAAGCAUGAAGAGGUCCAACCUUGGAUUUUUGUAGAAUAAACCAUUAUAUAUCACAUCAAUUAUCACUUUUGUCUCAAGGUAAGAUUCUCUCAAUUUUAGAUAGAUUAACCCUUUUACAGCUCCCUGUUUUGGCUUGAACGGGCUGGAGCUUUAAAGACAUUACGCUUCAAUUGUAAAUCUUCUGGUCAUCCUGUUUGAUGAUUUGCCUGGACUGACCAAAGCUUUAGAGAUAUGACCCACUAGAGGCAUUUGGUAUGGUCCGGAAUUGUCCGGACAGAGCGGGGGCUUUGGAGAUAUAAUCCAUGUGAUGGAACCCAUGUAGGCAUCUUGUUCGGUGAGUGGCAUGCGGUUCCGGGCAUGUGAACUGAUUAGGCGAAGAUGGGUGACCUAUGGUUCCUAGCUAGAUGAUCAGCCAAGGUGCAACUCAAGAUUCGAUACUCUUUUGCGACAGGACAUGACUUUAGGAAUUUUGUGUGAUUUCCUGUAUAGUAAUAAUAAUCAAUGAUUGAUGGAGCUUAUACGACAGCAAUGUAAAAACAAUGCAGGUGCAAGAGAAAUCUGUCACAAGUUGCUAAAGAGAUGCUCCCAUUUGAACAAACUCAAUGAAGGGAAGAUUAUUCAUGCCCUCCUUCUCAAUUCCAGAUUCAGAGACGAUCUUGUUAUGCAAAACACCCUUCUUAACAUGUAUGCGAAAUGUGGUGAUUUGGUUUAUGCACGUAAACUGUUUGAUGAAAUGUCUAGUAGAGAUGUUGUCACUUGGACUGCUUUGAUUACUGGGUAUUCUCAGCAUGAUAGGCCGCAGGAUGCGCUUCUUUUGCUCCCUGAAAUGCUAAGGAUUGGAGUGAAACCCAAUCAGUUCACUUUGGCUAGUUUGUUGAAGGCGGCUUCUGGGGUUGGGUCUCCUGAUGUUUUGCAGGGUAGACAGCUUCAUGGGCUUUGUUUAAGGUACGGUUAUGAUUUGAAUGUGUAUGUGAGUUGUGCUAUUCUGGAUAUGUAUGCUAGGUGCCAUCAUUUGGAGGAAGCCCAGUUGAUAUUUGAUGUUAUGGUGAGCAAAAAUGAGGUUUCUUGGAAUGCUUUGAUUGCUGGCUAUGCUAGGAAGGGUCAAGGAGACAAGGCUUUUUGUUUGUUCUCGAACAUGCUGAGGGAGAAUGUUAAACCUACUCACUUUACCUAUUCUAGCGUUCUUUGUGCUUGUGCUAGCUUGGGGUCAUUGGAGCAAGGGAAAUGGGUUCAUGCCCUUAUGAUAAAAUGGGGUGAAAAGCUAGUUGCUUUUGUUGGAAACACUUUGCUUGACAUGUAUGCAAAAUCAGGCAGCAUUGAGGAUGCAAAGAAAGUUUCUGAUAGGUUGGUAAAACGGGAUGUCGUUUCUUGGAAUUCAAUGUGUACUGGAUAUGCUCAACCUGGACUUGGGAAGGUAGCUUUACAAAGGUUUGAAGAAAUGCUGAGGAUUAGAAUUGCUCCUAAUGAUAUAACAUUCUUAUGUGUUCUUACUGCUUGUAGCCAUGCGGGCCUUUUGGGUGAAGGACGUCAUUAUUUUGACAUGAUGAAGAAAUACAAUGUAGAACCACAAAUUUCACAUUAUGUCACAAUGGUUGAUCUUCUUGGUCGAGGUGGACAUCUUGAUCGAGCCAUACAAUUUAUAAGUGAAAUGCCAAUUAAACCCACUGCUGCUGUCUGGGGAGCGUUGCUGGGUGCUUGUAGGAUGCAUAAGAAUAUGGAGUUAGGUGGUUAUGCAGCUGAACGUAUUUUUGAACUGGAUUCUCACUAUCCAGGUACCCAUGUAUUGCUCUAUAAUAUAUAUGCAUUAGCUGGUAGAUGGAAUGAUGCUGCUAAAGUGAGAAAGAUGAUGAAAGAAAGUGGAGUGAAAAAGGAGCCUGCUUGUAGUUGGGUAGAGAUGGAGAAUGAAGUCCACGUGUUUGUGGCAGAUGAUGAUGCCCACCCACAGAGAAGAGAGAUCCAUAAUAUGUGGGAGCAGAUUAGUGAUAAGAUUAAGGAAAUUGGUUAUGUUCCAGACAGUAGCCACGUGCUUUUGUGUAUGGACCAGCAGGAGAGGGAAGCAAAGUUGCAGUACCAUAGCGAGAAGCUUGCUCUAGCCUUUGCACUUCUCAACACACCUCCUGGAUCCACAAUCCGCAUAAAGAAGAAUAUCAGAAUUUGUGGUGAUUGCCAUUCAGCAUUCAAGUUUGUGUCCAAGCUGGUGGAAAGGGAAAUCAUUGUCAGAGAUACCAAUCGGUUUCAUCAUUUUUGUGAUGGCGCCUGUUCAUGCGAGGACUACUGGUAGUGCUGGUUAUCAAGAAAUAACUUAUUGAGUUAUGAAGGUAGAAAGUUAAAUAAUGUGGUUGUUAGUCUUUUGAACUUGAUGGGAAUAGACAAGACAUUUACGUUCUUCAUCUCCGAACAAGGAAGAGGAAUCCUUGGCAUUUGUUGUCCACUGGCAGCGUAAGGAGAAAUUACUUGAGCUGUUCGGAUACAUUUAUUCUCCUAUGACAAUCCAAGUCACAUAACAUAUCUAGGCAGAGCAAGGUGGGGGUUGGUGGGGUUGUGUGCAAAUUAUAGGAUCGAACUCGCGGAAAGACAUCAAGAGUAUGUGUUGGGUAAUGAAUGCAAGAGCACAAACACAAGACGGUUCUUAUUCAAACAAUGCAAACUCCGAGCUGCUCUUUGAUGAUGAUACCAUGAAAAACUUCGUGAAGAAAGUUUAAGUGGACUACUAUAACACCCUUAGUUGAAACAGAUCAGGGAAUUUACUUACAUGAAUAACAAGAAGAGAAUCUGCGAAAAGAGAUUGACCAAAACAAAAGAAGAGUAGAGAGGGAAAGAGAGAGAGCAGCAAGAGAAUAUGCAGAAAGUGAUCGAGUAACAUUAUCUUUAUCUGUGACCAGCCAAUUUCAGGCAUAAUGUUCUGUACGUCCAUUUAACUUUGCUGUGCUUGUGAUGGAUUGAACACUGCUUGAAAAGAAAGGUGCUCUUCUCCUCAGAAAUGAAAUGUUCCAGCAUCAUAUCAGUACUCAAUUUCUGCCUGCAGCAUCAUAAAAAAUUAACAAGCAACAGGCACCUGGGUCUAAAAAUAGAGUAUAAAUAAAGAUUAGACGAAAGGAUGAGAUUUGAAAAAAGGGAAGGAGAAAGGAACGCAAAAGGAGGAAGCAACCCGUUUUUUUAAUUGUUGUGCCGUUUCUGCAGCUGUAAUAGAGGGGGAGAGAAACAAAAGAUGGUAGAAGGCGUGACAGAAGGGCGUGUCUAUUGUGAUUGUGGUAAAGACGGUUCUUGCUUAAAAUGGCGUGGCGUGUGAGCAAAGCUUGAUCAUAUCAUCAAAAUAUUCUUUAGCUAACAACUCCAAGCACCACCAAAUACUCCCGUUUCAGAAAAGAUUAGGAGGUCCCCCUCCUUGAGCCCUCAAAGAGGUAAGAUACAGAGAGUCAGAAUAGAGAAAGAGCAGAAAAGAUUAAAGUUCAAUUUUAAAUUCUCGACACAAUGAUUUGAUUGGAACUGUGAUUUGUUUAUUUCUCUAGUUCUUUACUGUAUUAACAUGUUCUUUUAAGAAGAAAAAAAUGAUUUAGGAGUGCUGUUGCUUAGUUUCCGGAACUCCAAUAUAUCAUCAAUUCAACAUGCAUCUUUCAUUUCAUUU